Hansenula anomala is the source of this 1560-nucleotide messenger RNA. RefSeq names its product formin BNR1 (gene BNR1). Lineage: Eukaryota; Fungi; Ascomycota; Saccharomycetes; Phaffomycetales; Wickerhamomycetaceae. Gene Ontology annotation, cellular component: cell division site; mating projection tip; cellular bud neck. Gene Ontology annotation, biological process: barbed-end actin filament capping; mitotic actomyosin contractile ring assembly; actin filament bundle assembly. The coding region runs from base 1 to 1560 and encodes 519 amino acids. The transcript has a single exon. The record is from RefSeq and is a predicted model, not a curated record.
AUGCUUUCUUUGAAAUCAAACCCUGAAUCAAAGAAGGCCGCAUUCAAACCAUUGUCAAAUAUAUUAACACAAAAGAAGAUUGAUGAGAUUUCAAAAUCACUACACAGACCUUCCAAAAAAUUGAAACAAUUACAUUGGGAGAAAAUUGAUAAAGUUGAUCAAACGUUAUGGGGUGAAUCGACUCAUUCAAGAACUGAUGAAUUGAUGGAAUUGGGUAUUUUGAAAGAAGUUGAGGAUUUAUUCACUAUAAAGGAAACCAAAAAGAAAGUAUCACCAUCAAGUGCAACUGCUAAAACUGAUAAAAUCACUUUCCUUCCAAGGGAUUUAUCACAACAAUUCGGUAUUAAUCUUCAUAUGUUUUCAAAUUUCACUGAAGAACAAUUGAUUUCCAAAGUUAUUAAAUGUGAUUAUGAUGUUUUGAAUAAUAUUAGUGUUUUGGAAUUUUUCAAUAAGGAUGAACUGAAUGAAAUUGGUAAUGGAUUGCUUAGAAACUUUAAACCUUACUCUACUGAUUUUGUUACUGGAUCAAAACCUGAAAAGGAUGUCACUGUUUUGGAAAGAUCUGAUCGUAUAUUCUUGGAGCUUUGUUACAACUUAAGAUUUUAUUGGAGAUCAAGAUCUAGAGCUUUAUUGAUGAUUAAAACUUAUGAAAAGGAUUAUUAUGAUUUAUCAAAGAGAAUACAAACACUUGAUGAUGCUGUGAAAUCUGUGAAGAACUCCAAAAACUUGAAGAAUAUUUUUAUCUUAAUUAGAGAGAUUGGUAACUUUAUGAAUAAUAAACCCGUUGAAGGUUUCAAGUUAGCAUCGUUACAAAAAUUGAACUUUAUCAAGGAUCAAAAUCAAAAUACUUUCCUACAAUAUCUUGAAAAGGUAAUCCGCAGAGCAUAUCCAGAAUAUCUCAAAUUCAUGGAGGAACUAUCAUCACUUCAAGAUUCAUCAAAAAUAUCUGUUGAGCAAUUAUCAGUUGAUAUUGAUGCUUAUAUUAAGACAAUCAAAAGCGUGGAAAGAUCCGUUGAAUCUGGUAAUUUAAGUGACCCAAAGAAGUUACAUCCUGAUGAUAGAAUUGUGACAAAAGUUUUACCAAGAUUGCCUGAAGCAAAGAGAAAGUACCAACUUUUAGAAGAUCAACAGAAGUUUGUUAUUAGUGAUUUUGAGAAACUGAUGAAAUAUUUUGGUGAGAACCCAUCAGAUGCUGGUUCUAAAGCAUCAUUUUUCCAAAAGUUUCAAGAGUUUAUGAAUGAUUUUAAAAGAGUUCAAAAACAGAACCAUGAGGAAGAGCAAAAGAUUAAGAUUUAUGAAAAGAGAAAAGCCAUGAUGUUAAUGAAUAAAAAAGCGAGAGAGGAAUCAAGGGGCUCUGUAACAACUGAUGGUGAAUCAGAUGUGGAUGGUAAACAAGAGGAAGAUGUUGUCGACAACUUAUUGAGAAAAUUGAAAGGAGUGACCAAUGAAAGAAGAACAAGCACAACUACAUCAAGCAGAUCAAGAAACAUGGAUCAAGAAGAUACAAAACUACUUACAAGAGCACAAACAUUACUAGAGGGAACAAAGAACAUUACAUAA